Galleria mellonella (greater wax moth) is the source of this 3179-nucleotide messenger RNA. RefSeq names its product protein toll-like. The record is from RefSeq and is a predicted model, not a curated record. The transcript has 9 exons. Gene Ontology annotation, molecular function: transmembrane signaling receptor activity. Bases 455 to 3103 code for a protein of 882 amino acids. Gene Ontology annotation, biological process: innate immune response; toll-like receptor signaling pathway. Gene Ontology annotation, cellular component: membrane. Lineage: Eukaryota; Metazoa; Arthropoda; Insecta; Lepidoptera; Pyralidae.
CAUUAUAAUUUUCACGUAUUUUUCCUUAAAAGUGUAUUUCUACUGAUAAGGUUGCUCUCGGUUAUAUUAUAAUAAUAACCUAAUUAGUAUUAAAUACAUUCAAACUGUUGUGACAUGCAGGGACAUUAUGCGAAGUGUUUGCCGGAUGGUUAUUGGAGGCAAUCGUUAUUAAUUUAUUUAUUUAUUAUAACAUUUAGUAAAACAAAUACUGUUCGAGUUACUAUUUUCUAAUGCGACUAUUUAUUUAAGUUUCAGGUUAAUUUUAUUCAAAGAAGUCUUUAGCAUUCGAUCUUUGCAAGGGGUUUUGCGAUUUUAAAUUUUUUGCACUUUGGUAACUUGUAUAAAAUACAGAUUCUAAAUAAGUGGAAGUGACCUGGCGGCGCCGUAAGCCAGCAGCACGUUGGCAACAGACGGCGUCUCGUCACAGUCCGCCGUCCGCGUCGUGUGUUAUGGCAUGGCAAUUGCAGUACGAUCAGUUCUCGUAGUGUGUGCGCUGUGGUUGCUAGGGGCAUCGUCUGUGGACGAGGAACUCGUGCUGCCGCCAGCGAACUGGCCGCAGUGCCCACUGCCACCGGCUCAUUGCACGCCUCUCGACACUCACAUUCAUAACAAUAAAUACACAUUCGAAGUCGAAGGCAACAAAUUCCAUUUAAUAUAUGACACAAAACUAAGCAAACUAGAAGUGUUUUGUUACGAUAGACCGAUCCUGGAGAGCGACUCGCUGCCGCGGUUCAGAGAUGACGUCAGCCUGUCGACCCUAGUGAGCCACCAAUGUCCCGCCCCGCGGGGGUCGUACUCUAGUGUACUAUCACGAUUCAAUAUCGCAGCGCUUUACUCGUUAAAACUGAAAUUAGGACGAAGGAAACAACCGAGAUCACCUCUACUGCCGGAACAUUUUGUCGGUCUCAACAUCAGCGAUCUAGAGAUUUUUGGUUCUUAUCGACGUCCUAUAUACCCCGAGGAUGGCUUUUUCGAAUCAUUGGAUGGUGUAAAGAAUUUGGACCUAUUUGGUAUCUCGCUAUCCCCAUUGCCGUUGUCGAAUCAGCUGAGAUCAGUGUCAGCGACAUCUGGCGAGUCUAACGGAGAGUGGGGCGGCUGUGAACACCUGGAGAAACUUAUGCUCGCCCACUGGAAGUGGUCGCAACAAGGCGCACCGAUACGCUGGCUCGCCAACUGCUUGCGGCUGCGACAACUCGAGUUACAAUCUGCAAAGAUUCAAGUAAUACUCGAUAACGGAUUCACAGUCCCAUCCAGUGUGCGCAGUGUCGUAAUUACUAGAUGUAAUACCGGAACACUAUCAAUUCCACCAAAUUUCCUCGCUGAUGCAUCGAACUUGACCCAUCUCGAUGUGUCUGCGAAUAAUAUGUCUAAACUGGACAGUGGUGUACUGUCGCGGGUGGCGACGACACUAGUUAGCCUCGUCCUAGACAGCAACCCGCUGGGCGACCUGUGCAAGUACAGCCUUGACGCCAAUGUGACCGACAGCGCGCGAUCGGGAUUGAGCCUAUGGUUGCCAAUGCUAGAGCAUUUAUCGCUGAUGGGCACAGGCGUAACGCGGAUCUGCUCAAGCUGGCCCGUCGACAUGCCCGCGCUCACAUACCUUGACCUCUCUCAAAAUUCAGUCCACACUUUACAGUAUGAAGCUAUCCAUUGGUUGGGCUCCCGACCUUCUGAGCUCAUCUUAACGGAUAACGACGUCAGAGUCAUCAUGUACCAUAGAACUAACUACCAGAACUUACUCAAACAUAAUUGCACACAGAGCCAUGUAACAGUGCAUAUCACACACCCGCUGACUUGUGAUUGUCAUACAUACUGGUUCGCGAGGUCCUUCGCCGACUGUCCAGGGCACGUGUCCUGGCUGGAGACACCGAAAUGUAAAUCUGGCAAACUCGUGUCGGAGGCCUCAGUCGAUGACAUGAUAUGCGCACGACACGGCAUCAACUGUUCUGCUGGCUGCAAGUGUUUCUCGAGAGAGAACCUAGAGACUACCAUUGCUAAUUGCACGGACUCCGCGCUAGAACAUUUACCAGCCGUCCCUCGGCUGAGCCAUCUUUACGCAGCCUUCAAUCGUAUCGAUGAUUUCAAUAGCAGCGACAUUCCGGAAACACUCAUUUUUGCAGAUCUGAAGUAUAACAGCAUUACCCACUUGUCUGCGGAGACGGCGAGCAAGCUGUUGUCGAUGGGCGAGCGGCAGGUGCUGCUCGCUGGCAACUUGCUGUUGUGCGAUUGCAACAACAAACCGUUUCUCAAUGUUUUAUACAAACAUCAAAACCAGGUUUUAGAUUACAAUUUGACGACAUGCCUCGAUGAGACUCCACUGACGUCCAUCGACAUAGAAGAUCUGUGCGCAUUACCUCCACCCGCACUGCUGUUGUACAGCUUGGCUCCGGUAGUGAUGCUACUGAUAGCAUCACUACUGGCUUUUGGCCUGUGUUACUACUACCGACACGAAUUAAAGGUAUACCUAUACGCGCGCGGCUGCUGCAUGUUCUGGGUGCACGAGGAGGAGCUGGACCGCGACAAGAAGUACGAUGCGUUCGUUUCGUUCUCUCACGCGGACGAACAGUUCGUGCACGAGAGCUUGGCUGCGGAACUCGAGCGGGAGCCAUGCGGUUUCAGACUGUGCAUCCACACACGCGACUGGUUGCUCGGUGAGUGGAUACCGACGCAGAUCGCUGUCUCCGUGGAGCAGUCGCGGCGGACUAUCAUCGUAUUGUCCCGCAACUUCCUCAGCUCAAUAUGGGGACGUUUGGAGUUUCGUACGGCUCACAUUAACGCCAUGCGAGAAGGUUGGGCGCGAGUUAUUAUCAUUUUGCUAGAAGAAGUGAACGAUCACGCAGAAUUGGACGCGGAACUGAAAGCUUAUCUCUCCUCGAAUACAUAUGUGAAAUGGGGUGAUCCAUACUUCUGGGAUAAAUUGAGAUAUGCUCUGCCGCACCGACGUGGUGAGAGGCGGGCACUUAGAGCCGGCGAGGAGGUGGCGCGGGACUUGCAUCAUAUAAUGGCACGCGAGGCGCUCGGGCCCGGGCAGUUCGCUGACGCCGCGCCACUCGAGCUCCGUUUGCCGGCACCACAAAUGCUAUGCAUAGAAGCUCCAAAUUAAACUUUUGCUUUUAGAGAACAAAAUAAUUGUAUUUGAAAUCAAUGUUAUUAUUAAUUAAAAUUAAUUAACUAUUGAA